UGGACUCUGGGCCCCGUCCCCAUUCAUUGCCGCUGCCGGCCGGGUGGGGGGUCCUGUCUCCUUGGGAGUCAUGGAGGCGCUGAUUCCUGUCAUUAACAAGCUCCAGGACGUCUUCAACACUGUGGGCGCCGACAUCAUCCAGCUGCCUCAGAUCGUAGUGGUGGGAACGCAGAGCAGUGGAAAGAGCUCAGUGCUAGAAAGCCUAGUGGGGAGGGACCUGCUUCCCAGAGGUACUGGUAUUGUCACUCGGAGACCUCUCAUUCUGCAGCUUGUCCAUGUUUCACCAGAAGAUAAGCGAAAAACAACAGGAGAAGAAAAUGACCCUGCCACAUGGAAAAACUCAAGACACCUUUCUAAAGGGGUUGAAGCAGAAGAAUGGGGUAAAUUUCUUCACACCAAAAAUAAGCUUUACACUGAUUUUGAUGAAAUUCGACAAGAAAUUGAAAAUGAAACAGAAAGAAUUUCAGGAAAUAAUAAGGGAGUCAGCCCUGAACCAAUUCAUCUUAAGAUUUUUUCACCCAAUGUUGUUAAUCUGACACUUGUGGAUUUGCCAGGAAUGACCAAGGUGCCUGUAGGUGAUCAACCUAAGGAUAUUGAACUACAAAUCAGAGAGCUCAUUCUUCGCUUUAUCAGUAAUCCAAAUUCCAUCAUCCUCGCUGUAACUGCUGCUAAUACAGAUAUGGCAACGUCAGAGGCCCUGAAAAUUUCAAGAGAGGUGGAUCCAGAUGGUAGAAGAACGUUAGCUGUAAUCACCAAACUUGAUCUCAUGGAUGCGGGUACUGAUGCCAUGGACGUAUUGAUGGGAAGGGUUAUACCAGUCAAACUUGGAAUAAUUGGAGUAGUUAACAGGAGCCAGCUAGAUAUUAACAAUAAGAAGAGUGUAAUUGAUUCAAUCCGUGAUGAAUAUGCUUUUCUUCAAAAGAAAUACCCAUCUCUGGCCAACAGGAAUGGAACAAAGUAUCUUGCUAGGACUCUUAACAGGUUAUUGAUGCAUCACAUCAGAGAUUGCCUACCAGAGUUGAAAACAAGAAUAAAUGUUCUAGCUGCUCAAUAUCAAUCUCUUCUAAAUAGCUACGGUGAACCUGUGGAUGAUAAAAGUGCUACUUUACUCCAGCUUAUUACCAAAUUUGCCACAGAAUAUUGUAACACUAUUGAAGGAACUGCAAAAUAUAUUGAAACUUCAGAGUUAUGUGGGGGUGCUAGAAUAUGCUAUAUUUUCCAUGAAACUUUUGGGCGGACCUUAGAAUCUGUUGACCCACUUGGUGGCCUUAAUACUAUUGACAUUUUGACUGCCAUUAGAAAUGCUACUGGUCCACGUCCUGCUUUAUUUGUGCCUGAGGUUUCAUUUGAAUUACUGGUCAAACGCCAAAUCAAACGUCUGGAAGAGCCUAGCCUCCGUUGUGUGGAACUGGUUCAUGAGGAAAUGCAAAGGAUCAUUCAGCACUGUAGUAAUUACAGUACACAGGAAUUGUUGCGGUUUCCUAAACUUCAUGAUGCCAUAGUUGAAGUAGUGACUUGUCUUCUUCGUAAAAGGUUGCCUGUUACAAAUGAGAUGGUUCAUAACUUGGUGGCAAUUGAAUUGGCUUAUAUCAACACAAAACAUCCAGACUUUGCUGAUGCUUGUGGGCUAAUGAAUAAUAAUAUAGAGGAACAAAGGAGAAACAGACUAGCAAGAGAAUUGCCUUCAGGUGUAUCACGAGAUAAGUCUUCUAAAGUUCCAAGUGCUUUGGCACCUGCCUCCCAGGAGCCCUCCCCUGCUGCUUCUGCUGAGGCUGAUGGCAAGUUAAUUCAGGAGAGCAGAAGAGAAACUAAAAAUGUUGCAUCUGGAAGUGGUGGGGUAGGAGAUGCUGUACAAGAACCAACAACAGGCAACUGGAGAGGAAUGUUGAAAACUUCAAAAGCUGAAGAAUUAUUAGCUGAAGAGAAAUCAAAACCAAUUCCAAUUUUGCCAGCCAGUCCACAAAAAGGCCAUGCUGUGAAUCUGCUGGAUGUGCCAGUUCCUGUUGCACGAAAAUUAUCUGCCCGUGAACAGCGAGACUGUGAAGUGAUUGAACGGCUUAUCAAAUCCUAUUUUCUUAUUGUCAGAAAGAAUAUUCAAGACAGUGUACCAAAAGCAGUAAUGCACUUUUUGGUUAAUCAUGUGAAAGAUACUCUUCAGAGUGAAUUAGUAGGACAACUGUAUAAAUCAUCCUUAUUGGAUGAUCUUCUGACUGAAUCUGAGGACAUGGCACAACGGAGGAAAGAAGCAGCUGAUAUGCUAAAGGCAUUACAAGGAGCCAGUCAAAUUAUUGCUGAAAUCCGAGAGACUCAUCUUUGGUGAAUAGAACUAGAUGAUACUAGAGACUCUGUUGACUCAAUUCAAUAGCUACUGCCUACUUCAGAAGAAUUUUAUUUAUGAACUCCUGUCUAUUACAGUGGUAUGAAUCUGCUCAUGUGAAGACUGGCUGUUAACUGAAAAAACGUACUCUGUUUUGCAGAACAAAUCAUAUAAUCCAAAUAAAUAAAUGGCUGUUUCUAAAGUUUUCCAGUAUAUAAAAAUAUAUCAAGUUAUCAAGUCUGUCUAUCACAGUUUCUGUUGAACAUGAAAAGAACUGUUGAUGUUCUUCUAGUAGUACAAGCAGUUUGCUGCCUGUGGAUAAGAUGACCUGUGUAAUCUUUGUUAGAUGAUCUGUCUUGAAUUUGCUGCCAUAGUCCU
Messenger RNA from Chrysochloris asiatica (Cape golden mole), 2695 nucleotides. It is a transcript of the gene DNM1L, whose product is annotated as dynamin 1-like. Gene Ontology annotation, biological process: mitochondrial fragmentation involved in apoptotic process; mitochondrial fission. Gene Ontology annotation, cellular component: cytoplasm; microtubule; mitochondrion. The transcript has 21 exons. Bases 71 to 2320 code for a protein of 749 amino acids. NCBI's taxonomy places the organism in Eukaryota, Metazoa, Chordata, Mammalia, Afrosoricida, Chrysochloridae. The record is from RefSeq and is a predicted model, not a curated record. Gene Ontology annotation, molecular function: GTPase activity; GTP binding; microtubule binding.